UGUUAUAUGACUUCAGUAUAAACUUAAACAUGGCGCUCGCAGAAAUUUGUGGUAUUAAUUCUUACAUAGAUUUUAAUUCUUCGCAAGAAAAAGAUAAAUUACCAGGUGAAAUCGAGAGAUAUACAAGAAAUUUUAUAAAUAAUGUUCAAUUAGCAGUACCACCGUACAUAAAUCCUGCUGAAAAUCUUGCACAAAUCUCUUCAAAUACCGAUGAAACUGGAAAACAUUUAAAAAUAAAAUUUGAUCAUGGAACAACUACGUUGGGAUUUGAAUACCAAGGUGGUAUCAUAUUGGCUGUUGACUCCCGUGCUACAGGAGGCCAAUUUAUUGGUUCACAAACGAUGAAGAAGAUUGUUGAGAUUAAUGAUUAUCAUCUUGGUACUUUGGCUGGUGGUGCUGCAGAUUGUGUUUAUUGGGACCGUGUUUUAGCUAAACAAUGUCGUAUGUAUGAAUUAAGAAAUAGAGAGCGUAUUUCAAUUGCAGCUGCGAGCAAACUAUUGUCGAAUAUGAUAUAUAAUUACAAGGGAAUGGGCUUGAGCAUGGGUAUGAUGCUUGCGGGUUGGGAUAAACGUGGUCCUGGAAUGUAUUAUAUUGAUUCGGAAGGUACUCGAACACCAGGAAAAGUAUUCAGCGUAGGUUCUGGCUCCAUCUAUGCUUUUGGUGUAUUAGAUUCUGGUUAUCGUUGGGAUCUAACUGACACAGAAGCUUAUGAAUUAGGAAGAAGAGCGAUCUAUCAUGCUACUCAUAGAGAUGCAUAUUCUGGUGGUAUAGUAAGAGUAUAUCACAUGAAAUCGACUGGUUGGGUACACAUUUCUGAUGAAGAUUGCAAAGAUUUACAUUAUAUGUAUCAAGAUCAAAAGCUAGCAGGAAGCAGCAAGUAAUCAAUCUUUAACGUACUGUAUUUUUUCUCCCCAUUCUUUACUUAAUAAAAUAUUGUUCUUAGGAAUA
Messenger RNA from Polistes dominula (European paper wasp), 948 nucleotides. It is a transcript of the gene Prosbeta5, whose product is annotated as Proteasome beta5 subunit. The record is from RefSeq and is a predicted model, not a curated record. Gene Ontology annotation, molecular function: threonine-type endopeptidase activity. Lineage: Eukaryota; Metazoa; Arthropoda; Insecta; Hymenoptera; Vespidae. Gene Ontology annotation, cellular component: cytoplasm; proteasome core complex.